AUGUUUGCUCGUGUUGCUCGACAGGCCGCCCCUUCGGCUCGUGCCAUGCGUCUGGGAGGUGUUCGUAACAACUCGUCGCUUCCCAUUCCGCCCAAGAUCGCCACGCCCAAGUCGGCGCAGGGUCCCGGAGGCUCUUCCGAGCGCAUGGAGAGCGUCGUCGGCUUCUACAAGGCCCUCCCCAAGGGCGAGGCCCCCCAGAAGCGUGGCGGUGGAAUCAAGGCUCGCUACUUUGACGGAAACAACGCCUCGGGAAAGCCUAUUGUGGCUACCCUCUUCACCCUCUUCCUCAUCGGUUACUCGAUCGACUACGCCACCCACCUCCGUCACCACAAGAACAACCACCACUAA
Moesziomyces antarcticus is the source of this 348-nucleotide messenger RNA. Its product is annotated as hydrogen-transporting ATP synthase. The coding region runs from base 1 to 348 and encodes 115 amino acids. The record is from RefSeq and is a predicted model, not a curated record. NCBI's taxonomy places the organism in Eukaryota, Fungi, Basidiomycota, Ustilaginomycetes, Ustilaginales, Ustilaginaceae. Gene Ontology annotation, biological process: proton motive force-driven ATP synthesis. The transcript is spliced from 2 exons.